UCCAGGCCCAGUAGCAGCUGCAGGGCAUUUUUUUCCAGGCUGCACUUUGUCAGGACCGGUCGACCAGAGACAACAGUGAAAGAUAAGUGGGCGACUCUGGUGCCUUCUAGAGUGGCAUCUGUUCCUGCCUUCAUCAUACCCGAAGCUCUUUUGUAGCGUGCCAGAGGAAAUGUCAGACCCAGCGGUGGAACUCACCAGCAAACCCUUCACAGUCCAGUUGUCCAAUGUUUAUCUGAGCAUUUUGGCACUGUUCUGCUUUAAGCUCUUUGUAAAGAUUUCUCUUAAUUUGCUCACAUACUUCUAUAUAGUCCGUGGGAACCGUAAAGAAGCUGCCCGGAUAUCAGCAGAGUUCUAUGACUAUGGUCAACAACACAGAUCCUGGGCGGACCGCUCACCCCUUCACGACGCUGCCAAUCAGGGCCGCCUCCUCGCCCUGAAGACCCUCAUUUUACAGGGUCAUAAUGUGAAUGUUCUGACUAUAGACCAUGUGACACCCCUUCAUGAGGCCUGUCUCGCAGACCAUGUUGCCUGUGCCAGGGCGCUCAUUGAUGCAGGAGCGAAUGUCAAUGCAUCUACGAUUGAUGGAGUAACCCCGCUGUUCAACGCCUGUACAGUGGGAAGUGUGGUUUGCACUGAAAUCCUUUUGGAAAAUGGAGCAAAACCCCAGAGCCUUGUAUACCAACCUUCACCGAUACAUGAAGCAACCAGCAAAGGUCAUUAUGGUUGUGUUGAGGCCCUGGUGACUUGGGGUGCUGAUGUGGACAUGGACAUUCCUCACCUGGGCACAGCGCUCUACACUGCCUGCGUCUGCCAGGAGCUGGAGUGUGCCAGGAAACUCCUGAGGGAAGGUGCAAACGUGCAGAAAGGAAAAUCCCUGGAUUCUCCUUUACAUGCAGCAGCAGAAAAGGACUGCACAGCUGUGGUGAAGCUGCUACUGGAUUUUGGUGCAGAUAUUAAUGCCAGAAACACAGAGUUUCAGAGGCCAGUAGAUGUGGCUCCACCCAGCAGUCUAACAGAAGGCUUCCUGCUGCUUUACGAAGCCACGCCACGCCUGCUGAGCCAGUUGUGUCGUCAGUGCAUUAGGAGCUGUGUUGGCCGAGACAGACUGCACCUCCUUUCCCACCUUCCUCUUCCUAACAGGCUCAAGAACUACCUGCAGUACCAAUGACCGGCACAACCAACAAACCCGAAUGGACUCAAUGAAAGAUGCAUUUAACUAAAAAGCACAUCAGCACCACAAAAACUAUUUUGGCUGUAAUGCUAUGGUCCCAACCCAGUAUGAGGGAUUCUUUAAACCAGCUACACUAAACUGACCCGGUCCUCAGCUACAGAUACACCUCGGCUCUGAACUUCACAUCCACUCAUCAUAAUCAUACAUUUAAUGUAAAUUUGGGGCUUUUAAUGAGGCAGUUUUAUUGGAAUGAUUCGACUUCAACAGAUUUCUAAGGUGCCCAAAUUUGUACUUUAUGUGGGUUUUCUCUAAUCUACACAGGAUCACAAUUAUACAUACAGGCUGAGACAUACAUACAGCGGCCCUGAUAUUAGGAUAAAUGCCUGUUACAAAGUUGGAGUUGUGUUUGAUGCUCAAUAUUUGACCACUCUUCACUCUAAUGAGAAAUGAUAAAUCUUAUUUAAAACGGUUAAUUUCCUGACACAGACCUGUCUUUUAGGUAUAUUUUUAGGUAGAUUUCAUGGUCUUUUCUUUCAAUACACCAGUACCACUGGCAGCCAAUCAGACCCUCAGAAUGAUGCUACCACUACCAUGCUUGACAGUCGAUACUAUGUUCUUAGGUUUGAAAGCCUCAGCUUGACUCUUCCAAACGUUCUUCUUUUUAUUGUAACCAAACAGCUCAGUCAUUGUCUCAUCUGAGCAUACAGCUUUUCUCCACAACACAUUUUGCUUGUCCAUGCAGAUAGCUGCAGAUUUGGGUCCAGCUUGGAGGUAUGGAUUUUGGAGCAGACACUCCUUUGCUGGUGAGCCCCCUCUCAGUCCAUGUUGAUGCCAAGCUUGCUUCUCUCUAGACGGUGACACUCCUGUUUCAGUGUCUUCCACUUCACAAUAGGGAUGAUUCUCGGUGGUUACUGCACUGUUCUUGUACAUCUGUACCAACUUCCUUUCAUUUAGGAGGGCAGUGUGAGUGAGGUUAGAGAAAGUUGGACACAAGUGGCUGUUCCAAUGGGACAGUGACCCAAAACACACAUCAACACCAGCUUUGAAAUGAAUAAAACAGGCUGAUCAUAACCUUCUAAAAUAACUCAACUUCAGCUCUAUUAAUAAUUCAUAGACAAUGUUUAAAAGCAAGGUCCAUACAAGGAAACCAACCAAAACCAACCCAUUUAAAUGAGAUCUUCAAUUUCUAAUAAUAAGACUGGUUAAAUACCCAUCCAGAAUUAUGCCAGAACCUUGUUAAUGGUUUGGAGUUUUCCUGCAACUUGCUAUGGGACAUUUAUCCAAAUUAUUGGGUGAAUAUAUUUAAGCCUGUGAGAAUAAUUCUGACCCCGAGUGGAUUAGAGAAAAUCCAUAAUAAAUUUAAGCAUGUGCUCCCAGUUCAACCUUUUUAAAACCACUGAGGUUUUAUGUGUGUAAAAUAAGAAUGGUUGAAACGCUUCAUUAAAAGGUCUAAAUGACUGUGACAUUCAUGGCCAUGAUGAAUGGAUGUUAACUUCUGACUGGAAGUGUGCAUAUAGCGUACUGUAAGGAGGUUACUGAAUGGAAAGAAGCUGCUGCUUGAACCAAUUUUUAGGGGGUUCCUGGCCUAUUAGUGUAACCCAACCUAAUGGCCUUGGAAAGUAAAUAUUCAUUUCUGUUCUGCGCAUGUUUGAUGCCUUGUUAGUUAAAGCAGCUAAAACCACAAGAGCACUUUAUAUUGGAAAAUAUGAUUUUGAAAGUCUUUCAUGUAAAAACACACUACAGUAUACAUGAAUAGCUUUACUUUAUUUAAUAUUUUAAGCACUCAACACUACUUGAUGAUUUAAAGUUGUUUUUAAUUUUUUUGCAUUCAUAAUUUCAUGUUUAUGUUGCCUAAAGGAAUAGCCUUUAUAUAAUACUGAUUGAAGAAUAAACAUUUAACUGAAUAAUCUCAUUA
Girardinichthys multiradiatus is the source of this 3086-nucleotide messenger RNA. RefSeq names its product ankyrin repeat and SOCS box containing 5a (gene asb5a). The record is from RefSeq and is a predicted model, not a curated record. Gene Ontology annotation, biological process: intracellular signal transduction; protein ubiquitination; positive regulation of protein catabolic process. The coding region runs from base 170 to 1168 and encodes 332 amino acids. The transcript is spliced from 7 exons. Gene Ontology annotation, molecular function: protein binding. NCBI's taxonomy places the organism in Eukaryota, Metazoa, Chordata, Actinopteri, Cyprinodontiformes, Goodeidae.